AGUCAGUUUCACUGGUCAUUAUAUGCGCAUAUACUCACUGAAAUGUGUAGAGUUUGCAUGGAAUUCCAAGGACGAGGUGUUACAAUAACUGACCCAAGAUACCAACAAUACUCGACACGUCUUCAAUCAAACCUUGCAUGGCUGGCAGCAGCUGCAGAUCAGAGCCGCCAAGGGAAUCAAAAUAGCAUGCAGUUACCCACUAUGGACCCCCCUUCAGCGAACGAUCUCGUUCCCAUUACCCGUAUUCAACAAAUAUACGCUGAGUUGCCCACGCUAUUUUCCAAAGACAUCAAAAGAAGACAGCAGAUGCUUGCGCAACAGCAGAAUGCCGGUCCUGCUCCGAAUAACCUAAAUCUAAAACGAGACCGGUCAGAGGAUGCGUUUGGGGACAUGAUGAACAAACGCAGAGAUACCGGCGAGAGCAAGGGCAUGAUGCGACCUCCGUCAGGGCCGCCAAGUGCCAAUCAGAACCCCUUCCCUAUGACCAACGGCACUCAUCUCCAGUCCACGCCUUCCCUUCCAUUAUCCGAUCCUUCGCUAACGGCGACCCCUGGUCUGGCAAAUAUUAACGAUGCUGAAGUGGCUGCUGCAAACCGAGAACGCGCACGGCAGGCACAGAUACGGGCUGCUCAGUUGCUGCAGCAGCAGCAGCAGCAGCAGCAGCAGCAACAACAACAACAACAACAACAACAACAGCAACAGCAAGCAGCAGCCCGACAGAUGUCGCCGCCUUCCUCUACACCUGUCCCGCCUAAUCCCAUGCAACAGCCCCAACAGAUGAUGCAAAACGCCGUCCCGGGUCCCUCGAAUCUAUCCGCGAACGGCAAUAAUCCCUUGGCGUCGAUGCCACCUCAAUUCCAACAAGCCUACAAUAUCCUCCAAAAUCCCCAACACCCCUUCACGCAAUACAUGGUUCGCAACGUCCCCAAUUUCACACAAAUGCCUGUGCAGCAACAGUUGCAGCGGAUGAUCAUGACUCAGAGUGCUAUGCAAGCCAAGCAACAAGAACAGAACCAGCAGCGAAGUGGUGUACAGAUGCAGCAGCAGCAGAUGACUGGAAUAUCAAAUCCAAUGCAGGCUAAUGGACCAAUGCCGGGUGGACCGUUUCCGGGGCAGACAAGUCCAGUUUCGCCUCAGGCACAGUCGUCUCAGAUGGCGAAUCCUAUGUCAAUGGGCCCUGGAACGAUGAAUUCACCGCAGAUCCCUGGUGGGGUUAUGAAUAUGAACAAUAUGAAUCUAAAUCAGCGACAGUUCAUGCUCAUGCAGCAACAACAACAGCAGCAGCAGCAGCAGCAGCAGCAGCAGCAACGCGUCAAUAUGCAGCAGCAGCAGCAACAGCAGGCUAUGCUCCAGGAGCGAUUUCGGAUGGAGCAAGAGCGGAUGAACCAGCAAAGGCUACAGGCACAGCAGCAGCAAAUUAACAACUCGCCGCAUGUAGGCCCUCCGAUGGGUCUUCCGAGCGGCAGCAAUGACAAUUUUCCCGCGCUGCGUUCAAAUUCCACGAUACCGGGGAUCGCACGGAGUACGAGGUCUCCUUCGGAUGGUGCGCCUUCGCCUAUGACGCCACGGAUACCACAGAGGGGUGCGUCGGUAGGACAGGAGGAUUUCCAGAGGAUGAUGAUGCAGCAGCAGCAACAGAAUCAGCAGCGGGGGAUGCCACAGGGAUUUAACCCACAGCAGAUGCAGCAACAGCAGCAGCAAACGCACUGGCAACAACAGAUGGUAGGACCUAACCAGGGCUUUGGGAUGUCGCGACCACCGAGUGCUGGAUUUGGUGUGCCCUCUCCGCCUGGUGGUGGUAAUUGGCAACAGGGAGGAGGUGGUGGGACAUACCCUUUCGCACCGUCACCAGGAUCCCAUUCCGAUUUAGCCCAUACGCCUCGACACAUGUCAGCGACGCCAGUACCUCAGCAGAUGCAUUCUCAAAAUAACACACCGACUGUGGAUCCGACCCUUCCGACCGACCUUGACUUGUUCAACUGGGCGCAGUAGAACACGUUGCCUUUUUUCCCCUCCUUCGUUCAUGAUUUUAUCUGCUUUUUAUCACGUUGCCUGUGUUUUUAUUAUCGUGUUCAGAUGAUCCCCACUCUUGAACGUUCUAUUCUUACCUACGGCACCUUUUGUUCUUUUUUUCCCCCGA
Molecule: messenger RNA, 2140 nt
Organism: Desarmillaria tabescens
Lineage: Eukaryota; Fungi; Basidiomycota; Agaricomycetes; Agaricales; Physalacriaceae
Exons: 4
Coding region: 43-1992 (649 amino acids)
Source: RefSeq, a predicted model, not a curated record